AUGUCAUUGGCAGCUCGUAUACCUCACACCUUAAAACAAGUUCGACCUGUUCUUUCAACAGAUCAUGCUGAAGCCAAAAGACGUGUGCUAAAUCUGUACAAGAUUUGGCUUCGACAAAUACCCUACAUUCGUGUUGAUUAUAUUAAAAACAAUUGGACAGAACCACGUUUACGCGAUAUUAUCAAGGAAAACUUCAUGCGUAAUAAAGAUGUAACAGACGUACGUGCUAUUGAUUUACUUGUUGUACGUGGUCAAAUGGAUUUUGUUGAAACAGCUGAAAUCUGGCGACAACAACAUAAUGUUGCUGUUUUUGAUAGCACGAAAAAUACAUAUAAGAAAAAACCAGCCAGUUUUCUCGAACGUUUUUACGAAGGAUAUUAA
Rotaria socialis is the source of this 381-nucleotide messenger RNA. Lineage: Eukaryota; Metazoa; Rotifera; Eurotatoria; Philodinida; Philodinidae. The record is from the annotation of a GenBank genome assembly.